Molecule: messenger RNA, 2374 nt
Organism: Durio zibethinus
Lineage: Eukaryota; Viridiplantae; Streptophyta; Magnoliopsida; Malvales; Malvaceae
Product: pentatricopeptide repeat-containing protein At1g80150, mitochondrial-like
Molecular function (GO): protein binding
Source: RefSeq, a predicted model, not a curated record
UAGCCACGGCUCUGGAUUCAGAUCCUUUAAACCAAUGCGCCCAUAAACAGCCUCCCCCGGAGUUUACUCUCAAGGACUAAAACAAAAUCGUUUCCCCAACCAAAACGGCAAAAUCUAAACCCCAUAAACCCUUCCUCGAAGCCUACAACAACAACCACCAUAACCAGCGGAGAGCAAUGAUGAGCUUUCUUUCAGAUCCCUUCUAAUUUUUUCGGUAAACAUUUGUUCGUGCUCUUGACUUUUGAUCAAAGGAUUUUUUUUUUUCAUCUUGAUGUAAUUAGCGCCUGUUAAUCUGUGUUUCUGGGUGUUCUUGUUUCUGGGUUCUUCAUUUUAUUCAAGAUAGUGUAUUUGAUUCUAUUAUCAAUAUCUGGGUAUUAUUUUUGAGGAUUUUUUUGAUGAUGGUGCCUUGAAUAAAGGGUUUUGAUACCUGGGUAUGAUUCUAUUUGAUGAAAGUCCUUAUAGAGUUAUUGUUCAUUGGCCGGGUUCAUGUUUCUGGGAUUCUCCUUGUUGUUAAAUGGAUGAACAAGAUUUUGAUACAUUGGUGUCAUAUGGAUGAGAAGAUAUCAGAACAUGUUAUCUCUGCGACCAAUUCGCAGAUUUUAUCGUGCUGCUUCUGCUCCUGCUGCCAUUGCAUCAACAACUGAUACUUGUGCAGCUUUCUCAAAGCAACCACCAAAGACAAUACCUUUACAAGAAAGUGCCCUUUCCAAGCUUAAAGAUGAAAGAGACCCUGAUAAGCUAUUUGCUUUAUUCAAGGCUAAUGCCCACAAUAAACUUGUCAUUGAAAAUAGGUUUGCUUUUGAAGAUACAGUUUCUCGUUUAGCUGGAGCUCGCCGAUUUGAUCUAAUUGAGCAUUUACUUGAGCACCAGAAAACUCUUCCACAGGGUAGACGUGAAGGCUUCAUUAUGAGGAUUAUAAUGUUGUAUGGUAACGCUGGGAUGAUAAAGCAUGCUAUUGAUACUUUUUAUGAUAUGCAUUUGUAUGGAUGUAAAAGAACUGUUAAAUCCUUCAAUGCUGCACUUAAGGUUUUGAUUCAAACUCAUGAUUUAAGAGCUAUCGAGGCAUUUCUCUCCGAUGUUCCACCAAAAUUUGAUGUUGAAUUGGAUACAUAUACAAUCAAUAUAGUUAUCAAGGCAUUUUGCGAAAUGGAUUUUCUGGAUAGAGCAUAUUUGGUCAUGGUACAGAUGGAAAAGUUGGGGAUAAAGCCAGAUGUCAUUACGUACACAACACUUAUAUCAGCUUCCUAUCAGAAAAAUCGGUGUGAGAUUGGCAACGGGUUGUGGAAUCUUAUGGUGUUUAAGGGGUGCAGACCUAAUCUUGCAACUUUUAAUGUUAGGAUCCAGUAUUUGAUUAAUAGGAGGCAAGCAUGGCAAGCUAAUGAUGUGAUGCGUUUGAUGCAGAAAAUUGGGAUAGACCCUGAUGAGGUUACUUACAAUUUGGUAAUCAAAGGUUUUUGCCAGGCUGGUUAUUUUGAAAUGGCUAAAAGGGUUUAUUCUGCUCUAGAAUGUCGUAGUGAGUAUAAGCCUAAUGCUAAGAUUCAUCAGACGAUGAUUCAUUAUCUCUGCAAGGGAGGGGAUUAUAAUUUGGCCUAUACAAUGUGUAAAGGAUGCAUGAGAAAGAAUUGGUUUCCAAAUGUGGAUACUAUUUAUUCACUGCUUCAAGGCCUAAUGAAAAAUGGGCAACUGGGUAAGGCUAAGAUGAUAAUGAUAUUGGUUAGGAAUCGGAUACCACCUUUUUCCUCCGCUCAAUUGGAUUCUUUGCAAUCAGUUUUGUCGAAGACUUAAAUUAAAAUGACAGAUUGAAAAAGGACCACUUUGAUUAAUGUAAAACCACUGCUUAAAGGAAGCUGAUAUUUCUUUUGCUCCAAGCAGUUUUAGUUUCACAAAACUAAUUGGAGAUUGAUUUUUAUGGUUAACAUCAAAGUGAAGGCAGAUUUCAUUUUUCUUGAAUUAAUUUGUUGUGCCACCUCUAUAUGUCCAUGAUGAAAGAGAAAUCUAUUGGAUAGCAGAAAUCCAAAUUCUUCUUGAAUGAUGAAUAGAAUGGCCACGGAAAGAUGGAAAACUCUUUCUAAUUAAAUACUGAUUGGACGCUAAAUCAGAUUGGAAGGUGCACUUGGAGGCAUUCUCUAAUGAUGUUUUCUGUUGGCCGUUGAAGGAGUUUGGUUCGCAGAUUCUUAGAUUCCGGAAAAAAAAUAAUUCAAAGAAAAAGUGAUAUUGAAGAAGAAUGUGUGGUUCUUGAGUUUUGUUGACUUAGAUGAUAUAAGAUUUUUGUAUGUGGUUCACAAUAAUGUAAAAUUACCUAAUAAAGUUUUUUAUUAUAUUGUUUUUGAUAAUAAAUGAAUAACAUGUGACAUUCAUAAUAUUGAUACUUGAA